This is a messenger RNA of Dermatophagoides pteronyssinus (European house dust mite), 1844 nucleotides long. RefSeq lists its product as uncharacterized. Gene Ontology annotation, molecular function: protein serine/threonine kinase activity; ATP binding. Gene Ontology annotation, biological process: protein autophosphorylation; peptidyl-serine phosphorylation; regulation of autophagy. The record is from RefSeq and is a predicted model, not a curated record. Lineage: Eukaryota; Metazoa; Arthropoda; Arachnida; Sarcoptiformes; Pyroglyphidae. Gene Ontology annotation, cellular component: membrane; cytosol; autophagosome.
UUCCCCUGAAAAAAAUCAUUAUAAAAGUUUCAAAUCAAACAAAAUUUUAAAUUCGAAUCUCUCAACCACUCUUUAUCGAUGGUAUGGGAUGUUUGUGUUGUAAAUGUUGUUGUCCUAGCCAACAACCAAAACAAACCGAAGGUGAACAAUAUCAUGGUGGUGAUAAUAAUGAUUAUGGUGGUGAUUAUAAUGAUUAUAUUAUCGAUGAAAAUGGUGAAUUGGUUUAUAUUGGUGAAGGUUUUGAUGAUCAACAACAACAACAACAACAACAAGAACAGGAACAACAAGAACAAGAAGAAGAAGAAAAACAACAUCAAGAAGAAAAACAUCAAAAAGAAGAAAAACAACAAGAAUCAUCGAAAAUUGUUGUUGAUAUAUCAAGAAUACCAACAAUAGAUGUAACACCUGUAUUAUCAUGUAAACCGGAUGGAUCAGAUGUUGAAAAAAUAAUUAAACAUAUUGGUUAUCGUUUAGAAAAAGAAAUCGGUAAAGGUGGUUAUGGUACUGUUUAUUUAGCUAAAGAUUUAAAAAAACAUCGUAAAGUUGCUUGUAAAGUAAUGAAAAUUAGUAAUAAUCGUCGUGAUCAAUUAUUAAUUAAAAAAGAAUUAUUUUUUUUACGUACAAUUAGACAUAAAAAUAUAAUACGUGUUUAUAAACAUUUUAUAUUACAAUCAUCAAAAGAAUCACAUGUUUAUAUAUUUAUGCAAUAUGCUGAAAAAAAUGAUCUAUGGCAUUUAGUACGUAAAAAAUUAGAUACAGGUAUGAAAGAAAAACAUGCAAGAAAAAUGUUUAAACAAAUAUCAUCAGCUAUUUAUUAUUUACAUCAAAGAAAUGUUGCACAUCGUGAUAUAAAACUUGAAAAUAUACUUUUAGAUAAUCAUUAUAAUUGUUUAAUAACUGAUUUUGGUCUUAGUAUUAUUGUUAUGCAAAAAGAUAAUCGUGCAGUGAAUGCACCAAAUUAUUGUGGUACAUUACCAUAUAUGGCACCAGAAAUACAUUUAUUUAUAAUAACAAGAAUUAUAUUUGAUGUUUUUCAAGCCGAUGUUUGGGCAUUAGGUGUUGUAUUAUAUUGUAUGACAAAUCAAGGUAGAUUUCCAUUUUCAAUUGAACAAGAUAUUAUGAUACAACAACAGCUUUGUGGUCAAUAUGAAUUUACUAAUUCAAUGUCAUUUAAACCGGAUGAACGUUUUCAAAAUUUAAUUGCACAAAUGUUUCAACCAAAUCCAGUAAUACGUAUACGUAUGGUUGAUGUUGUUUAUCAUCCAUGGUUAUUAGAUUUACCGAUUGAACAAAAUUCUUUAUAUGAUCAACAACAACAACAACAACAACAACAAAAACAACAGCCACAAAAAGAAUUAGAAGCGGCUGCAGAAAAAAUAGCAAAACAAAAUCUUAAAACAACGAUGAUGAAUAAAGGAAAAUUAUUACAAAAACAAAUGCCAACAAAUGCAAUGAUUAUGAUGACAAAGAAAAAACGUAAAAUUAGAAAAAAAUUAAAAGUUAAAAUAAAAAUGAAAAAAUUUCAACGUACACCAAUAAUGAAAAUGUUACAUCAACCAAAAUCACCACAUAUUCAUCAACAACAAUCACCAUCAUCACCACAACAUGUAAUACCAAUAUUGGUAAAAGGAAAAACAAUGUAUGCUACUAAAAAUCAACAACAACAAUAUUUACAAUUUAUGCAACAACAACAAAAACAAUCACCAAAUCAAUCUUCAAUUUCAACUUCAACAAUAUCAAGUGAUACUAGUAAUACAAGUAAUACUAGUAAUACUAGUGAUAGUGAUUAGAGAGAGAGAGAGAGAGAGAGAGAGAAAAGAGAAAGAAUCGAACCAAAAAAAAAA